CAAAAUCUUGCUUUUGCAAGCCUACUUUCGUUACUCCUACUACUCCUACAGUACUUCGGACGGCGUACACCCGCUUAUCCAUUCAUUUCUUUGCUGUGUCCUCGUCCAACUUCCAUUCCAUUCCCUCCACCACCUCGCCCUACGCCCAAAAAAAAGAAAUCCAAACAUAUCAUUGACAUCAGAAAUUCACAAUCACUAACGAUAUCCAUCAUGCCUUCUCUCGUUCGAACAGCGAUCAUCGUAUCCGUUGUUCUGAGUCUGGCUCACAGCAUCAGUGCAGGGGGAAGAUGUUGCCCGGGCGAUAAUAUUUGCUCAGGCUGUUGGAUGUGCAAGGGUAGUGAUCUUCGGGAUUGCUGGGAUCAGGCAACGCCUAUGCCUACAAAGUGCGAAGCUAUCUCGGAUCUACAAGAAAAGGCUGCAUGUUAUUGUAAAGGCUACGCCGCGAUCGCGAAAUGCUGGAGUCGCGGUACCUGUUGUACCGAAUAUGCCCCUACUCUUGCUGUGGCUACCGAUCUGUGUAACCUAGCGUCCUGGCCUUCCGAUCAGAUCACCUCAGCGAGACUUGACCAUUGCGUCAAGGAAGCUGCUCGCGUUGCUGAUGCGAUUUGGCAUAAUGACUCCGGUGUUGAUGUACCCAAGGCACAAUCGAGUAUUGAGCCUUACGCUGGAGGUCCUGUCGCGACCGGUGUAGCGCAUGUUAAACCCAAACCCGUCCACUCAGAAUCUUACGUAGGCUCACCCGCAGACCCACCACCACCCACAUCAUCGCAAAAUCGUUACCAAAAACACAAGUCGAGUGCUUCGCAUCACCAUCCAAGCUCACACUCACAUUUGGCCGAGAAGGAGAGAAAGAAGAAGGCGGCCAUGGAGAAAAAGAAACAACACUACGAGGAGAAGAAGAAAAAGAAGGAGUGGGAGGCAAAGCAGAGAGCUAAGAAAUUGGCUGACAAGAAGUGGAAAGAGCAUCACCAUCAAGAUAAGGGGGCCAAACACAGCGAGCGUGGUGAAGGAUGUAAGGAGAAGCGGAAUCAUACCAAACGUGCCAGCUAUACCACUCUCAACGUGUCUCCUGCUGAAAUGAACGACAUGAGGCUAGGAAAGCGUAAUGUUCUAUGUGGCAUCGACUUUCAAGGUGUCAAGCAUCCGAGCACAGUUCCUGAAUUGGUUCAGAAAGCUUAUGACGAGAUCUAAAAUCAAUCCUUCCACUCGCUUUUUGUCUUUCAAACCCAUUCACCUUCGUUUUUUUUUCUUACCUUUUCACUUUGAACAUAAUCAAAUUCUUUACUCAUCAAUCUUUUAUCUCGACAUUCUUCCCAAUCUCACUUUAGCUUCGCAUAUUUUAUUUCUCUUCUCUUCUCGUCUUAUUUUAUUUCACCUAGUGGCUUUAUGCUGCUUCUGAUUCACAUGGGUCGCAUAGAAGUCGAUCGAAGAGGACUAAGCUUUAUCUUGAUAAAUUAUUGUUCUCUUCUAUUUGAAUUUUCAAGUUUGGGCUCUGUGAAGCAGUUUACAAUUCUUUUUUUUAGUUUUCAUUCAAAUGAAUUUUCAUUUCGCUUGUCUUGACGACUUGCAAUACAACAUCUUUGUAACCAUUGUGUUUUGUAGUCAGUUUUUUGUUUGAAUUCGACUUGCAGUCACUGUGCCACCAUUACCUCGCU
Messenger RNA from Melampsora larici-populina 98AG31, 1655 nucleotides. RefSeq lists its product as uncharacterized. Lineage: Eukaryota; Fungi; Basidiomycota; Pucciniomycetes; Pucciniales; Melampsoraceae. Bases 211 to 1191 code for a protein of 326 amino acids. The transcript has 7 exons. The record is from RefSeq and is a predicted model, not a curated record.